Molecule: messenger RNA, 1976 nt
Organism: Planococcus citri (citrus mealybug)
Lineage: Eukaryota; Metazoa; Arthropoda; Insecta; Hemiptera; Pseudococcidae
Product: sex peptide receptor-like
Exons: 2
Coding region: 297-1349 (350 amino acids)
Biological process (GO): G protein-coupled receptor signaling pathway
Cellular component (GO): plasma membrane
Molecular function (GO): G protein-coupled peptide receptor activity
Source: RefSeq, a predicted model, not a curated record
AGAUUGAUCGGGAAACAACACCGCCGUUCUGAAAAAUAGUUUCGCGUAAUAAGCAAGUAUUAAAUGGAAAGAAAUCGUGGUUUUGAAAUUACAAGACAUAAUAUUCAAUGAGCUCGCAUUUAUAAGUACAAUUAAAUUUCGAAAAGUGAUCAUCACUUAAAUACCAUUAAUGCAAGUGAUUGAAAACUUGUAUCCGCUUACCAGGAAACGGACACUUCAGUUGGAAGAAAAUUAACGUGAGAUUUAAAUACAACCGCUUUUCAAGUACAUAUUCAUUAUUAUUUUUGAAGACCGAAAUGUCAAACCAAGAACCAUAUUGUGGAGACAUAUUUCAGAAAAUUGCCGUUUAUUAUCACAAGAAUAUAUAUGUGAACAUCACCAUACCGACACGUUUAGUAGGGAUGAUUUUGAAUCUACUCAACUUACUGGUAUUCACGAGGAAAACUAUGAAUUCGCCCCCAAACCUGAUACUCGCUCAUUUGGCCUUUGUUGAUUUUAUAGCUUUACUAUUACUUACUGAACAAUAUUGGAUGAUGUACAUUCAACCUAAAAGUGAUUUUGUCCGAGAACAAUCCUACGCAUUGACAAUGCUUUAUUGGUACACCGAUAUUUUUGGAGGCACGGUUCAAUUCAUAUCUGCAUGUCUGACAGUGCAAUUGGCUGCAUGGAGAUACAUAGCUGUAGUGCAUCCGUUGAAGGAACGCCAUUGGUGCACCAAGAAAAUUACUCGUAAUGUCGUGAUAACUGGGUACCUCAUAUGCUGCGUUCUGUUUGCUAUACCGUAUCACUUGUCAUUCAAUAUUGAAACGAGUAGCAUGAACGGAAAACCCUCUUACAGAGCCAUAGAGCGAGAUCCCAUAAUGUUUUCAAUAAAAGGCAUCGUCUAUGGAGUAAUGGCCAAAAUACUGCCGUCAUUAGUGUUGGCAGGACUUACUUCGAGAAUUGUCGUUGUCUUAUUAGCAAGAAAAACCCAUUGCGAGCAACUAAGCCCAUCUGCGAACACCCGAAGAGGCAUGAAAAAUGUCGAAACGAGACAAAAAACCCACAGAUCGACAGCGAUAUUAUUGGCAGUAGCGGCAUUAUUUUUCGUGUCCGAAUUUCCAAGGGGAAUGCUAUGGUUACUGAGAACGAUUAAUGAGCGUGAUUGGGGCAUGUGUUACAUUUCACUGGGGCAUAUAUUUAUGCAAAUAAGUGAUAUAAAUACAUCCAUCACGUUUAUGGUAUACUACACCUUGAGUCAGCAAUUCAGAACCACAUUUAAAUCGUUGUUCAAUUUGAACAAGCGUACGACACCUAUUGCUUCGGGCAAUACCGAAGACACCGAGUCAGGAAAAACAUCUCAAGUUUAGCAGCAGCUCAGUUCAUUUACAGUGGCGUAGCUAGGGGGCGAACGAGGCCAUUCCGUCCCUCUUGUGAGCAAAAGCUCAAAAUAAAACAGGCAAAAAUGGGCGUUUUUACUUCGCUUGAGCAGUAAUCUUACCUUCAUUUCCAUAAAAUCAUCGCACAACUACGAAAGGUUUUCAGAAAAUUACCUCUAAUUUCGAUUCUUCAUGUAUAAAAAGCUGGUUUCGCCUUCUCGAACAAUCCUGAUUACGCCAUUGUUCAUAUUGUUGAACUAUAAUUUAAAAAAUCGUGUAUUACAAAACCAUACACGUCAUUUUUACAAAUAAAAAACCAUCAUUCAAAAUGAAUAAAUUGCUCAUUUAUAUACGUAUCCCGGGAAUGCGAAUUUUAAAAAAAUUCAAAGUAAUCGAAAAGAGACAGUCUCAGAAAGAGCUUUUUAAAAAACGAAAUCUCAAUCAACUUUAUGUAUUUUUGAAGGGAAAUUAUUCAAUCAUCUCAGAUGAAUUUCGCAUAUAGAUCAAGUAAAAUGAUUAAGAUUACCUUUUAAAUUAAGCUAAGUACGUACCUAUGUAAUUUCAAUAGAAUUUAGAUCGAGACCUUGAUGUUGAUAAUUUAACAAUUACAUUACAUUA